This is a messenger RNA of Priapulus caudatus, 1223 nucleotides long. Its product is annotated as procollagen galactosyltransferase 2-like. Bases 56 to 1213 code for a protein of 385 amino acids. NCBI's taxonomy places the organism in Eukaryota, Metazoa, Priapulida, Priapulimorpha, Priapulimorphida, Priapulidae. The transcript has 9 exons. Gene Ontology annotation, molecular function: procollagen galactosyltransferase activity. The record is from RefSeq and is a predicted model, not a curated record.
GGCUGACUGCGGAGUAGUAAAGAGGAGGCGGCUGUACUUGAGCCACGAAGUGUACAUGAUGGAAGAGAGGAUGGUGAAGAGAUUUUCUGCAUUUUCUAUAUUUUUUCUUCUACUAGAAAUGAAUAUUUGUGCGCAGUGCUCGAGCAUAGAUGGAGAAUUGGGCGAUCGCCACAAACCUGCAGUAUUAUUGGUAAUUCUAGCUAGAAAUAAAGCGCACACGUUACCACAGUACUUGGGAUUCAUAGAUAACUUGGAUUAUCCUAAAGAUAGGAUCAGUUUAUGGGUCAGAGCAGAUCACAGCAUUGACAACACAUCAGCUGUUCUAAGAGAGUGGGUGAAUGGCGCAGGUCCACUGUACCAUUCGUACGACAUGAGGUUCGAUGACUCCCCAUCCUUCUUCGCUGAUGAGAUUGGCCCCAUGGACUGGCCAGAAUCGAGAUACUACCACAUCAUUAACUUACGAGAGGAGGCAUUAAACGCUGCAAGGCGAAUGUGGGCUGACUAUGCAUUUUUUGUUGACAGUGAUAACUUUUUGGAAUAUGAAGACACACUUAAUGAAUUAAUCAAGCAAGAAAGACUGUUGGUAGCACCUAUGCUAGAGUCCAGCACAGCCUUCUCCAAUUUCUGGUGUGGACAGGAUGAAAAUGGUUAUUAUAAGAGAACGGAGGAAUAUCUGCCUACCCUGCAAAGAGAACGUCUUGGCUGUUUCCAUGUUCCGAUGAUACAUUCUACGUUUCUCAUCGAUCUUCGACAAAGGAAGUCUGACAGCUUGACAUUCAACCCUAACAAAUUGAAGGAUUACAAGCAUGCAGUGGAUGACAUCAUUAUUUUUGCGCAGUCUGCUAGAGAUGCUGGUAUUCCAAUGUACAUUUGUAAUCAUAAAGAGUUUGGUCACAUGUCAGUUCCACGGCAGCCCCGAGAGACUCUGGAGUACGAUGAAGAAUGCUUCGCCAAUCUCAAACUGGAUGCAAUGACGCAAUACUCACAGUGGGAGUACAGGUGGAAUAAGACGAGGAAACAUUAUGGUGAAGCCGAACCAAUGUUGGUGUCCAAAUAUGUCACUGUCCCAGAGAAAACGAAAGAUUCGCUUGGCUUUGAUAAGGUGUUCCUGAUCAACUUGCUGCGGCGACCCUUUCGUCGCCGACGCAUGCUGGCGUCCCUGGCUGAACUUAGAGUUGACGCAGCUAUAGUUGACGCUACGGACGGAAAGUAAGUCAGAGUUA